CCCCUUUGUCCCGCCCGGACUCGUUGUCGCCGGUGCUCCCGCGUCCCGCUCCGCAGCCCCGCCGAGCCGCGUCCCGCUCGCACGUGAAACCUCCAAAAGCACUUUCCCUUCAGGCUGUGAUGGGAUUGGUCUGGUGGUUGCUGCUCUGUGUCCCCACGCUGUCACCCAUAUUUGCUGAGGGGGUCACACGAGUCUAUUACCUGGGGAUCCAUGAGGUGGACUGGAACUAUGCUCCAACAGGGAGGAAUGUGCUUGCUAACCAGAGCAUUGCUCAUAACCGCCAGGCCGCAGCCUUCCUCCAGCCUGGGAAAGACAGGGUGGGAAGCACGUACAAGAAAUCUGUUUAUAAGCAAUACAUGGACUCCACGUACACCACUGAGAUCCCCAAACCUGGCUGGCUGGGGUUUCUUGGGCCUGUCAUCCGAGCAGAAGUGGGAGAUACCAUUAAAGUACACCUAAAAAAUUUUGCUACUCGACCGUAUACAAUCCAUCCUCAUGGUGUUUUCUACGAAAAGGACUCUGAAGGAUCCCUGUAUCCCGAUAUGUCCCCCCAGGAUCAGAAGAAGGAUGAUGCCGUUUUCCCAGGAGGGAAUUACACCUAUACUUGGACUGUCCCUGAAGAUCACAGCCCAACUGCUGAUGACCCAAACUGCUUGACCUGGAUCUACCACUCUCAUAUUGAUGCACCAAGGGACAUUGCAUCUGGAUUGAUUGGGCCAUUGCUUACAUGUAAAAAAGGAAUACUGACAGGCAGCUCUCAAAGACGCCAGGAUGUGGAUGUUGAUUUCUUUCUGAUGUUCAGUGUGGUGGAUGAGAACCUAAGCUGGUACCUGGAUGAGAACAUAGCAUCAUUUUGCAGAAAUCCUGGCUCUGUAGACAAAGAAGAUGAGGAAUUCAAGGAGAGCAACAAAAUGCAUGCUAUUAAUGGUUAUGUGUUUGGCAACCUCCCUGAGCUGACGAUGUGUGCUGGGGAUGAUGUUUCAUGGCACCUCUUUGGGAUGGGAAAUGAAAUUGAUGUUCAUACAGCCUACUUCCAUGGAGCAACACUCAAUAUCCGAGGCCAUAGGACAGACGUGGCCAGCCUCUUCCCAGCCACUUUUGUUACAGCAGAUAUGAUCCCCAGUGACACUGGGAGAUGGCUGCUGAGCUGCCAGGUCAAUGAUCACAUACAAGCUGGAAUGGCAGCACUGUAUGAAGUCCGGCCCUGUUCUCGGCAAGCUCUGGCACCCACCCUGGAAGGGAGAGUUCGGAAAUACUACAUAGCUGCCAAGGAAGUGCAGUGGGACUACGGACCGUCAGGGCGUGAUCAGAGCAGUGGGAAGCAGCUGAGUGAGGCAGGCAGCCCUGCUGAGCAGUAUUUCAAGCGUAGCCUCUACCGUAUUGGGGGUGUCUACUGGAAGGCAAAGUAUGUAGAGUACACUGAUGAGAGCUUCCGUGAGGAAAAGCAGCAAUCAGAAGAAGAGAAACACCUUGGAAUACUCGGUCCAGUGAUCAAAGCUGAAGUUGGAGACACCAUCCUGGUGACGUUUUUUAACAAAGCUUCCUGGCCCUUCAGCAUCCAACCACACGGAGUGUCCUAUGGAAAGGCGUGGGAAGGGAUGUGGUACCAUGACGGCCUGUCUCAGAAUGGGAUGUCUGUGGCCCCACUGCACAACUUCACAUACCGCUGGACUGUGCCGAGGCACGUGGGGCCCACGUCCAGUGACCCUCCCUGCCUCACCUGGAUGUACAGCUCAGCUGUGAACCCUGUCAAAGACCCCAGCUCGGGCUUAGUGGGGCCUCUGCUCAUCUGCCAGCCAGGCACUUUGGAUGACAACAACAAACAGAAAGGGAUCGACAGAGAAUUUUACCUUCUCUUCAGUGUGUUUGAUGAGAACCUCAGCUGGUAUUUAAAUGCCAACAUAAAGUACUACUUGAGAAUGGAAGAGACAUCUGUAAAGAAGGAUGAUGGCUUCAAGGAAUCCAACAGGAUGCAUGCCAUCAAUGGAUUUAUGUUUGGUAACUUGCCUGGGCUGGAUAUGUGUGAUGGAGACAAAGUGUCCUGGCACCUCCUGGGCUUGGGCAGCGAAGCAGAUGUACAUGGAGCUGUGUUUCAGGGAAACACCCUGCAGAUGAACGGCAUGCGGAGAGAUUCAGCCAGUCUGUUCCCCCACACAUUUGCUACUGCCUUCAUGCAGCCAGAUAACAGCGGGACCUUUGAGAUCUACUGCCAGACGAGCAAUCACUACCAGUCUGGAAUGAGGGAACAGUAUGUUGUUUCCAAGUGUGGAAAGAGGGACCCUGCUCCUUCCCGUCGGUACACUGGAGUGCGGACGUACUACAUCGCGGCCGAGGAGGUGGUGUGGGACUACGCGCCCGACCGGAGCUGGGAGAGGGAACGGCACAACCACUCUGCAGAGAGCUACGCCGACGUGUUUCUGAGCAACGAGAACGGACUGCUCGGCUCCAGGUACAAGAAAGCAGUUUACAGGGAGUACACGGAUGGCACUUUCCAGACCCCCAAAGCCAGGAUAAAUGGUGAUGAACACCUAGGGAUUUUGGGUCCUUUUCUGUGGGCAGAAGUGGGCGAGAUUCUCAACGUGGUGUUCAAGAACAACGCCUCGCGGCCCUACUCUGUGCACGCACACGGGGUGCUGGAGCGGCACACAGGGCAGCCACAAGUGGCAAACCCCGGUGACAUUGUGACAUACCGGUGGGAAGUUCCUGAGAGAUCUGGUCCAGGGCCAAAUGAUUCAGCCUGUGUUCCUUGGAUCUACUACUCCACGGUUGACACAGUAAAGGAUAUGUACAGUGGGCUGAUCGGGCCGCUGAAGGUCUGCCGGAGAGGGGCCCUGCGGUCUGAUGGGACCAGGAAGGACGUAAAGAGGGAGUUUGCUCUGCUGUUCCUGGUUUUUGAUGAAAAUCAGUCCUGGUACUUGGAGGAGAAUGUGAAACAUUACAGUAAGGGAAAUCAUGAGGAGAUCAGCCUGAUGGAUGAGAAAUUUGUGGAAAGCAACAAAAUGCACGCAAUCAAUGGCAGGCUUUAUGCCAACUUGCCUGGGCUGACCAUGUACCAGGGAGAGUGGGUGAACUGGUACCUGCUGGGGAUGGGUCAGGAGAUUGAUGUCCACACAGUCCAUUUUCAUGCUGAGACCUUCAUAUACAAGAAUGGCAAAAGCUAUAGAGCAGAUGUUGUAGAUCUGUUCCCUGGGACCUUUGAAACGGUGGAGAUGCUGGUUGGGAACCCUGGGACAUGGCUGCUUCACUGUCAUGUGUCUGACCAUAUCCAUGCCGGGAUGGAGAUCCUCUUCACCGUCCUGCCUAGAGCAGAGUCAGAGCUGGAAGUUGUGAGCGUUACUGCAGGGUUGCCAUGUGAGGAUGAGUUCCAGAAGAUUAUGCUUUUUGGAUCUAAGGUGGCCCAAGGGCAGAUAGAGGCCACAGUCAUCGCUCUGGCUGUUGUGGGGGUCCUGCUGCUCCUGGUCGCCGGCAUCCUCCUGGGAACAGUCAUCCAUCUGGAGAGGCAAAAGAGGCUACGACGCAAUCGGAGAUCCAUCCUGGAUGACGGAUUCAAACUCAUGUCUCAAAAGAAUUCCGGGCUCUAAAAGCCAUGUACAAACAUUGGGCUGUGUGAUUGGAGCAGGGGCUGGAUCCUUGUCCACAGAAAAGAUUUUGGGGCAUCAUUUCAAUUGUGUACUGUACUUCUAGAAGCUGAGGAGGGGAAGCUGGAACCCUGACUUCUUCAUAUAUCCUUCUCAGCCCUCUGUAAAGAAAACGUCUGUCUGUGAGAGACCCAAGAGAUUUGAACUGACUGAAGACAAGUAACGAGUGAAAAAGGUCCUUCUUAAAUGCUCCUCUUCCCCUGAGAAAGAAGGGAGACAUUUUCUUCUCUCCAGAACAACUCCACUUGGUUUUUCCUUGCAGACUAGCUCAGGCCCCAUUCCAGUCUUGCUCCAUUGCCAGAACUGAGUUGGGAAUUAUCUCCCAAAAAACUGUGAGCCAUUAAAGUAAUUAUUGUCAAGCGGGGGGGGGGGAUAAUAUUUUCAGUUUUGUGAAUCAAUUAAGAAUACAGAAGAGAAAUUGUUAA
Empidonax traillii (willow flycatcher) is the source of this 4063-nucleotide messenger RNA. RefSeq names its product hephaestin (gene HEPH). Gene Ontology annotation, cellular component: plasma membrane. Bases 120 to 3581 code for a protein of 1153 amino acids. The record is from RefSeq and is a predicted model, not a curated record. Lineage: Eukaryota; Metazoa; Chordata; Aves; Passeriformes; Tyrannidae. The transcript has 21 exons. Gene Ontology annotation, biological process: iron ion transport. Gene Ontology annotation, molecular function: oxidoreductase activity; copper ion binding.